AUGUCCUACAAUUGCUGCUCUGGAAACUUCUCCUCCCACUCCCUUGGGGGCUACCAGUGCUAGCCAGGCUUCUCCCGUGGUUCCUUUUACGCCAGCAACCUGGUCUACAGCAGACCUCUACUCUCCCAACACCUGCCAGCUGAACUCCUCUCUCUACAGUUAGGAGAACUGCUGUGA
Molecule: messenger RNA, 177 nt
Organism: Aethalodelphis obliquidens (Pacific white-sided dolphin)
Lineage: Eukaryota; Metazoa; Chordata; Mammalia; Artiodactyla; Delphinidae
Gene: KRTAP23-1
Product: keratin associated protein 23-1
Source: RefSeq, a predicted model, not a curated record